Durusdinium trenchii is the source of this 2785-nucleotide messenger RNA. The record is from the annotation of a GenBank genome assembly. Lineage: Eukaryota; Dinophyceae; Suessiales; Symbiodiniaceae.
AAGGCAAAUUGCAAGGUGCGACCAGAUUUGAUUUACUUGUUCGGGCAAGUUCGACGGGUUUCUCGUGGGACACUUGAGGUGCUCAAUACCUUUCCAAUAAAGGAUUUAUAAGGAAGGGUCUCCUGUUUGGUUGGAAGUGAUUGGAAUUGAAUGAUAUUAAAGGAUUGAAUGACCUCAAUGGCCAUGUGUCUUUUGUCUACCUGUCUCCCGAUAGCAACACUGGCUCAAGAAGACUUUCACCAGGAACCCUUCUCUUUGUCUUCAUCAUGAGGCUGUCCUCCUUUGUGCUUGUCUUGGCACUCACGUGCGUUCCGGUCUGGUUUGUGUCGGAUGAGCAUAAAAAAACAUAACACAACAUAAGCCCUUUCCAAUCUUGCUAUGUUGAAUUUUCGAUUCGCUCUAUGCUCGCCUGGGGCCACCCCGCAGACGUGGUUGAAAUGCUUUUGCCGUGGGCUUUGCAGCUAUAAGAAGUCUUGGCACAUCGUCGCUUUAAGCCUCACUGCCGGCAUCUAUGGAAGGGCCUUGACGGUUGUGGAUGGCUCCAGAAGAUUUACCACUGCCGCGUGGCAGCAAAUCCUGGACAAUCUUUAUCCGGAUGGAUCGAGUGAUGCCAUGCGAUUGUCAGAGAGGGAAGUGGUACCUACUUGGCAAGUCACCAUGCAGGCGGAUGAUGUCACGAAAACUUUGAACGCUUUUCAAACAUUUUGCUGGUUUAAGCAUGGGAUGGAUGACCAUCUCCCAUUCUUUUGGAGCUGUGACAUGAAAGAGGUUGGAGUGGUCCUGUCAGCGGAUGAGCCACUGGAUCACAUGAACUGUUCAGCCGAUUUUGUGGAUCGUCAUCUUCGAGCUGGCGAUGAUCCACGUUGCGUUCCUUGGGGAGAUGACUCGAUUCCCCUCCUGAGAUUGGAGGUGGAUCCAAUCUUCGACGAAUAUGAGAUACACUCGUCCAGUCCAAUGCUGGCGCCGCUGCAGGAACAACUGGCCGACCUGGAGCUACGCUUGGCGGCCAUCGAGUCCUCUCUCAACCUCUCGGUGAGAAGGAAAAGCGGCCAGUCGGAUGACUGUGUCCCAAUCGCAAGGGGCUGCCCAGAAAAACAGGUUCAGAGCGGUCUUCCGGAGGAUUUUCCCUGCUCGUGCUUCCAGGGCAACGAGGUUCGGAGUACGUGCCGAAAUCAUCAUUGGGGGUUGCUGCACCUUUGCCGGCCGCUGGCUUUUCACGUGAGCUUCUUGAUCUUCCAUAAAGUGCCUGGUUCCGCUUCUUUCGGAACUUCUUUCAAUGAAUCUGAGAGUCACCAAGUGGAGUGGUUUUUCAUUCGCAUGACCUUCGAAAGAGUCGAUUCUACAAAUCAAUGGAGCGGGUUAUAUGUUUGCCGUCUAGAGCUUCGUGAGGAAAGAGUUUUGGACAGCCCCUUGACUGGAGACUUCAUUAAAGAUGGCUUGCUGGCUUUUGGAGUCUUUUCGGUGAUGCUGUGGUUCAUCACGCAGUCGCUGGGGACGUUCAUUUUCUUUUUGCCACGCAACUGCUGUGCUUUGCUGGCUUUGAAAAGAGAUGAAGAGAAUCAGCAUCGCUUGGUCCCCUUACAUGUCUUCAAAGAGCAUCUCAGCCACUUUCUCGUUGGCCGGGCCUCGCGCUUGAAGUGUGUGAACCACUUCGAAGCAGUCAUGGAAAUCAUUGUGAGCGUUUUCAUGCUGGCUGGAGUCCUGCGAAGUAUUUUCAAUGGUGCGGAUCCAUGCAGCAUCAAUGAUUGUCGAGAUCACUCUGGCCUUCAGCAAACCAUCGAGAAGUCAUAUGUUCUUUUCCUGGAUGAUGAUCCGUGCCAUGGCACAGCUUGGCUUCUCCUCUACGUCACCAUUGUCUUUGCCUUUUUGUCUUUGUUUGACCAACUUCGUUGGCUGCCCAGUGUCAUUUUGCUUUGUGCCAAGCGGAUUAUGAUGUUUUUGCUCGCGUAUGGUCUUUUGCUUUGUGGCUUCGGCAUCGUGAUGUACAUCGCCUUUGGUCCGCGCUAUGCUCAGUUUGCCACGCCAGCGCGCUCGUGUUCGGAACUCUUGUUCCUGACCUGUGGGAUGCCCAUGGCAGUCUUCGACGACCUGCAUCCCUUUCAGGAUCCACAUUCCACUGAGGUCGCAUUCAUGCUGGCCUUGUACUGCUUGUUCAUGUCCAUCAUCGGCCUGAACUUCUUCACCACGAUUAUCCUCGAUGCCUACGCCCAAGCGCGCGACAUUCACUCCGCAGAUGCGCAACUGCAACUCAUGGGCGAUGACGUUUGCCGCAGUCUCAUGCUCCUUCUGGGCUUAGAGCCCGAAAGCUCACCGGCCUCAGGGGCCGCUUCAGCGGCCUCAGCCGGAUCUGGUGGUGCAGCUAGCAGCUCUACGACCAGUGCGUCCAGUGAUGAAGCUGAACUGCACGAGACCUUGAUGCCAAGGUGUGACGGGGCGUGAAGUGAAAGACCUGGAUUCCUGGAUAUUGGAAGUUGAAAGGACUGACUAGAUUGGUUGCAAGAAUCCCAGCAUGCGAUCUAGUAGAGCAACGUGCGGCAGGGUGAAGCAGCAGCAGGCCCAACCUCGCCGCCAAAGACAUUGCAGCGACAAUCUGAGGCAUUUCUUCUAUGGUUUUAUCUUUUUGCGAACCUUUUACUGCAGGGUUCGAGUGGAUGCAGCACAACGAAACGGAUUGCAUGCAAGUGCAAGUCGCGCUCGAGUGUUUGAUGUAGACCAUGUUGGGCGACGACGUCUCCAAUACAGUGAAGAGGCUUUUCUGAGGACUUCUUCUCAAUGCAAAGCGAGA